Messenger RNA from Penicillium arizonense, 1245 nucleotides. RefSeq lists its product as uncharacterized. The transcript is spliced from 3 exons. The record is from RefSeq and is a predicted model, not a curated record. Bases 1 to 1245 code for a protein of 414 amino acids. Lineage: Eukaryota; Fungi; Ascomycota; Eurotiomycetes; Eurotiales; Aspergillaceae.
AUGGAUCCCAACUCAACGUCCUUUGGACAAUCGCUCCUACCCUACUCCUACGCAUCAGCCACCACUGCACCGCAGACCGGAUACAUUUCACCACCAGAGUCGCGUCGUGCGAUUGAGGAGGAGGAAGACAAGCGGGCACCACUACAUUCCCUUCCAUCUAUUCGGGAGGCUUUGGGCAACAAUAGUCCAUUGCCAUACCGCACGUCAGAAUUACUCCCUCGUCUACAUUUCGCACAUACGGCAUCGUCGUACUACCAGAUCUGGCGACCGAGUGCGGGACCGAUAUGGGACCACGGCUUUCCCCAUCUGUCUCAGCUGCAAGUAGAGGUGUCGCGAACGCACCUCACCUCGAUCACUACCCAAGAAUCAGAAAACGUGUCACUUGACUCGCUAAGCAUGGCCAAGUCUCCUAUUCAGAGCGCCAAGACAGACAUCACCCCCGUCUCCGAGUCACUAAAUCCUUCCGAGUUCGACGACGUUUAUCCACGUGCCCCAGUCACCGCUCAAACAAGAAACUGGAACUACUCCACGACCGACGCACCUAGCAAGCAGCGGCGGCGACUAAUUAACCGGUUUCUCGAACUUGAUGAGAUUCCCGAAGAAUAUGUUUCUUUGGAUGAGUUCCCUCCGCGAAUGCCAACGCUAAAGGAGAUUGAUACAAUUCUUAAACCCUGGCGAUCCGAUAACGACAUUCGUCGAAAAGCAUACUAUAUGUCUAAGGAUAACGUGCUUGUUUUUCUUCGGACCCAUUAUAACCCAGACGAUGAUCACAAACUUAAGGAAUGGAUUCAUGAAAACGAUCUGUUCGAGGAUGACGCCUGGUGGGCAUGUCUCAACGAUCCGUACUUAUUUAAUUUCGGCUCAGACUGGCAGCAGGUGUACGAAAUCAUGCCUGAGGUCGUUGGUCCCGUUGAUCGCAGGCGACGAUCUGAUGAUCCGAGCAAACUAAAACAUUUUCAAGCAUCGUCCGCCAGAAGUCUACACACAAGGAAUCAGGAAGGCCUCCAUGGAUGGAGAGAGAGUCAGGUUAAGAUGACUGAAGAGUCAGCGAAACCUCCACCGAACGCCACCUUUGCGGCGUAUAUUGUCAUCGCGGAUCAAGAGGCUUUUCAGACUGGACGUUUACGACUGUUUUGUCUUGACGAUGGACGGAAAAUUGUCUGGGAGACUCGCGUUGAUCGGAAGCCAGCUGAGAUCAUGAAACUUAUUCGUCACUCGGGCUCUAUAUCAGGACCAUUGUCAUGA